AUGAACGUCCUCGUCGCUCGUACCAAUGAUGCUCUCGAAAUUAACCCUCCCGUGGGAGACUUCCACCUCGUAACCAACGGAUCCGAUUGGCUCUGGGCAGUGACUGCCAUCUAUGCUCUAUCCCUCCUUGUUGUCAUCGGCCUCACCUACUUCGCCAAGGCUGGCGAGAAGAUCUUCCACUACCUAUUUACCAUCUCCCUCUUCGUGGGAACCAUCUCCUACUUCGCCAUGGCAUCCGAUCUUGGGUCUACUCCCGUCAAGACAUCCGUCCAAGAUGAGGGACUUCGACAGAUCUUCUACGUUCGAUACAUCAACUGGUUCGUCGGCUGGACACCUCUAGUCCUAGCAGUCGGUCUCAUCUCCGGCGUCAGCUGGGCCACAAUCGUAUUCAACAUCGCCCUAACCUGGAUCUGGGUCUCCUCCUGGCUCUCCGGCGCCCUCGUAGCCACAACCUACAAAUGGGGCUUCUUCGUCUUCGGCACAUUCGCUUACUUCCUCCUCGCCGCCUCCCUCCUCACCAGCGGCCUCACCACCGCCAAGCGACUCAAUAUCACCAAGUCCUACCUCAGCAUCGCCGGCUACCUCGUCUUCUUCUGGUUCCUGUAUCCCAUCGCAUGGGGUGUCGAUGAUGGCGGGAAUGUCAUCAGUGUAACUUCUGGCUUUAUCUAUAUUGGUAUCUUGGAUCUGUUCACUGCGCCGUUCUUCGCUUUUGCGGUUUUGUUCUUGAUUACGAAGUUGGAGUAUGGCAGCUUGAAUCUGUACUUUACUCAGUAUGGACGUGUGGCACCCGCUGAGUAUCCUGAGGGACCGGUUGUUGAGAAAGUCGAUCCUACUGCCACGCCUGCUGUUGCUGAGCCAGCUCCGGCUGUGACAACCCCUGAAAACACUGUUUAG
Molecule: messenger RNA, 894 nt
Organism: Cadophora gregata
Lineage: Eukaryota; Fungi; Ascomycota; Leotiomycetes; Helotiales; Ploettnerulaceae
Exons: 2
Coding region: 1-894 (297 amino acids)
Cellular component (GO): endoplasmic reticulum; plasma membrane
Source: RefSeq, a predicted model, not a curated record